GAGCGAAUGUAGGGGUGAUUCCUUGAUAAUUAUAAAUGUCAUCAGCCCACAUCAUUGUGCCACUUCUUUGUACUCCAGCCUCUAGAUUAACAGCCUAAACAAACAUACGAAAUUUUAUAGAAGCUGUACAAAAUAUAGUAUAUAUGCGCAAUAUUGAAGCGUUCAAGGGGAUAUAAAGGUAAUGUACAUCACAUACACGUGUACUCUCAUGCAACAAAAUACAAUUAGAUUUAAUAGUAUAAGCUCUUUUAUUCAUCAUAAGAGAUUGGAAAUUUAAGUGUCUUACGAGGGUGAGUAAAAAGUUACCCGCUCUGUCGGUGUAGAAUUUAUUUUAAGCAAUUGUCAAAAAAGACAUACAUCAUUUUUUGACAUAAUCACUCGAUUUCUGUAUACACUUUGUCCAUUUGCCGAAGGACCUUUAUAUUUUCUCAUUAAAAAAUGUUUUGGGCUGAGCUGCGAACCACGAAUGCAUCGUCGUCUUCACCUUUUCAUCAGCUUUUUCGGCAUCCAUCUCGCACAAACUUUUUAAAAUCCAAAUCUGUCGUGCACUAUUGCAUAAGCAGAGCCGUGGCUGAUUUGCAAAUGAUUUGCCACAUUAUCCAGUGUCACUCGUCUAUUCCAUAGAGCAUAAGUUCAUGAGCACGUUCAAUGUUGUCAUCGUGGAUGUGGACGGGCGUCCAGCUGUUUUUUCAUAACACUCGUGCGAUCUUCUUUGAACUUUUGUGCCCAUUCAAACACACUUCGUGACAAAACACUUUCUCCAUAAUGUGCAUUAAAUCUUUGAUAAAUAUAGGCAUCAAACAUAACCUCCGACCACAAGAAACGAAUCACAGCAUCCUGCACUGUUUUCCUGCAAAUCACCAUUGCAAAGCGCCAUUACUCGCGCAACGGUCACAAACGAAUUGACGUAACACAAAGAAACCUGCGCAGCAGCACUGAACAGAUAUUGACGUCAUACGAAGAGUGCAGAUGGAUCAAUACGGUCGACAGAAGUUUUAACUAUCUGGAGUGCGGAUAAAUUUUUACUGAGAGUCGUAUAGGAAUCUAUAAUCUAGUACUUUCGAAAAUACGCCGAGAGUAUUCCUGAUGGUGAAACGAGCGUUGCUUCAUCGAACGCAGCUAAAGAAAACAACAUCUAUGUAGUUGGUGGUACGAUGCCUGAAAUAGAGGGCGAUAAAUUGUACAAUACCUGUACUAUUUGGGGUCCCGAUGGAACUUUGAUAGCAAAACACCGAAAGGUACAUCUAUUCGACAUCGACAUUCCUAAUAAGAUUACUUUUCGAGAGAGUGAUUCACUCAGUCCUGGUAACUCCCUAACGACGUUCGAUGUGAAGGGCUGCAAAAUAGGUAUUGGCAUUUGCUGUGAUAUUAGAUUCGAGGAAAUGGCACGCAUUUAUCGGAACAAAGGUUGCCAAAUGCUGAUAUAUCCAGCGGCAUUCAAUAUGACCACUGGACCACUGCACUGGUCAUUACUUCAGCGUUUCAGAGCGAAUGAUAAUCAAUUAUACGUUGCCUGCAUAUCACCGGCUCGUGUUCCUUAAGCAAGUUACGUCGCAUGGGGACAUACACAGUUGAUCAAUCCCUGGGGAAAGAUUCUUUACGAUUUGGAAACUCAAGAGAAUAUG
Molecule: messenger RNA, 1625 nt
Organism: Bombus huntii
Lineage: Eukaryota; Metazoa; Arthropoda; Insecta; Hymenoptera; Apidae
Product: omega-amidase NIT2-A-like
Exons: 4
Coding region: 1155-1541 (128 amino acids)
Biological process (GO): L-glutamine metabolic process; oxaloacetate metabolic process
Cellular component (GO): mitochondrion
Molecular function (GO): omega-amidase activity
Source: RefSeq, a predicted model, not a curated record